Molecule: messenger RNA, 876 nt
Organism: Astyanax mexicanus (Mexican tetra)
Lineage: Eukaryota; Metazoa; Chordata; Actinopteri; Characiformes; Acestrorhamphidae
Gene: mcts1
Product: MCTS1 re-initiation and release factor
Exons: 6
Coding region: 181-726 (181 amino acids)
Biological process (GO): formation of translation preinitiation complex
Molecular function (GO): RNA binding
Source: RefSeq, a predicted model, not a curated record
UCAAGCGGCGAAGACUGUCGUAAACGGGCGUCACCUGCAGUGCUGUGGCUGGUGUGGAUCAGGUUGAUCAGCUGCUGAUUGAUCAAUGCUGCUGUUUUAAUCUGCUGAUCCAGUUUCACCCUGAGGAGAUCAAUAACCUACUAAACCUGGGAGAGACCGACCCACCGAUCAGCCGCCAGCAUGUUCAAGAAAUUUGAUGAAAAGGAGAAUGUUUCGAACUGUAUUCAGCUGAAGACUUCAGUAAUCAAAGGCAUUAAGAAUCAGCUCCUCGACCAGUUUCCUGAUAUUGAUGCAUGGCUCAACCAGAUUAUGCCCAAAAAGGAUCCGGUCAAAAUCGUCAGAUGUCAUGAACACAUUGAAAUUCUGACAGUAAAUGGAGAGCUGCUCUUCUUCAGACAAAGAGAAGGACCUUUCUACCCAACACUUAGACUCCUGCACAAAUUUCCCUUCAUCCUUCCACACCAACAAGUUGAUAAAGGGGCCAUCAAGUUUGUUCUUAGUGGAGCAAAUAUAAUGUGCCCCGGGCUGACGUCACCCGGAGCCAAGCUCUACCCUGCUGAAGUCGACACAGUAGUCGCCAUAAUGGCAGAAGGUAAGCAGCAUGCGCUCUCGGUGGGAGUCAUGAAGAUGUCUGCAGACAACAUAGAGAAGGUAAACAAGGGGAUCGGGAUUGAGAAUGUUCAUUACCUCAAUGAUGGACUGUGGCACAUGAAGACGUAUAAGUGAUCAGACCUGAGAAUGUGCUGGAAUCUCUGAACUGCUGCCAUCUGUCAACACGUCUACUGCACUUCACCAAACUCAACGGCAAAUCACAAAAAGUUAUAAACUAAUGCCAUAUUGAUGCACAAAUAAAACCUGCUUUCAAGUUAUUGUAAA